AGUGCCGCUGGCCGAGCAAGGAGGGAAAGAUUAUGGUGUCUUUUUCGGAACUCUCGACUGUCUGCUCGGGCGAGGGGGACAUUUUUGUGCAGUGACUUGGACAAGCUGGUGAAUUUUCUUGUCUUUUCCUCCACCUUCCUUCAAUGAAAGCGAACUUCUCCGGACUCGAGAACCCCCAGUGCCUCGCCAGCGCUUCUCGCCGCAGCAUUGAAGUUCCUCGCUUGAAAACACUCGAGAGGGCGAGUUGUGUGUGUGUUGUGAAGUCUUAAGGAAAGUGACCCGAGCUCUUCAAGGAACAUCUCUCGCUCGUUAACCCCACAACGAGCUUGUACGAUAGUUUUUAAUCAUUCUUUUGGCUGCGAGAGGAAUUAAGUGUCGAGAAAACGGAUACAGCUUCUUUGACAGUGCUUUGGAGUCUUACAUGUGUUUCACCAGUUCUCCAAGGAGCCGGAUCAGCGCCAGGGAAUCACGGAGUGAGGGCGAAGUGAGCGUCGCUUGGGCCUGGAUCAUGUCCUAGGAGGUGCGGCUUCCGGUGCCACGAUGCCUGAGAGUUCGAGCAGCUGCCACCUGUGCCACAUCCACGACCACGCGCCGGGGUCAACGCUGCUCCGCACCCAUCCUCUGCGCGCCUCGCAGACGCGCUCCCGUAACCCGAGCACAUCCACUACGACCCUCGGCCGCGGCAACGGCCACCACUCGCGGGACCACGUGCACGCCCACCACUCGCGCGACCACGCCCAUGUCCAUCACUCGCGUGAGCACAGCCGGGAGGUGGACGCCAAGCAUGCCAAGGUGGCGAGCGCCCUGGCGAGGCUGAGCGAGCGCUCGCACUCCCUGCCCGGCAGCCGCAACAGCACGCUCUCGCGCGAGCCCGAGGUCUCCAUCCUGCCCGACGGCAACGUCCACGCCCUCGCGCACCACCGGAGCCACAGCGGCAGCGAUGGCCACAACUCGACCAGAUCGCGGGCGGAGUACAACAAUGGCGUGCUGGCGGCUCUGUUGGAAACGCGGGGCUCCGGCAGCCUACCCCCCCACCACCCCCACCGGGAGCCUGACCUCCUGACCGCCCUCCCCCGCACACAUAAUGGCAGCAGGACGAGUACCUUGUCUCGUCACGACCUUCACCCCCACGGGAGUAACCUCACCUUGGCGCAGGACACCGAACAGGACUACUACAUGCAUGUACACCGAGCCAGGUACAAGGAUGAGGCGAGGAAGCAGAGGUUCAACCUACAGACCUUCAUGCUCAUUGGCUGCUACACGAUGCUGUUCGUAGUGGCCAUCAUCGUCGGGGUAGUGUUGUGCCAGCAGAACGGCUGGCUCAGUUUCGGACGCAGCAGUGAUGACCAGGCUUCCAGUGAUGCUACGACCAACCAGAAGGACUCCAGUACAUCCUCCAUGCGAGACCUUGACAGCCCCACCCGAGGAGGGGGUGGAAACCGAAGGAACCGCCCAGGUCCUACUAUAGACUACGAUUAUCCUCUAGACCAACCACCCCGAAUCAACUCCGCCGGGUUCUUCCCGGGAUUUAAUGACCCUUCUGCCACGGUGCCGGACGGGCCCAAGGAUGGCGUUGAUCCCCUCCGCACAGUCAACUUCAGGGUUCCCGGAGAGCAGGGCAAUGCAGGCAACGGUGGAAGCAACCUUCGAAAUCGGGCAGGGACGGGGGUUGGUGGCAAUGGUGGAGGGCAGGGUGCAGGUGCCAAUGGGAACAGGGCAAGGGGAGUGAAUGGGGAUUUUCCAGGAGGAGGCGAUGGUACUCUAGGCAGUAACGGUAACUUAGGAGGUAAUGGCAACCUGGGAAGCAAUGGUAAUUCGCCAGGUGGAGUCAAUGGCAAUGGUAGGAGAAUACCCAAUGGUAACAGAGGGAGAGCAGCCAACGGAAACUUUGCGGGAGACAGCGGAGUGAAUCCUCCAGCGGGCAGUGGUCCAGGGUCAAACAAUGCUGGCAGUGGGAAAAGCAUCAAUUCAAGAGGCCGAAAUCCAAACUCAGGUACUUUUGGAGGACAGAACGGCAAUGGAGGUCUGUCGCUCAACAGUAAUCCCUUCGACACUUUUGGCACAAACAGAAACGGGGAAUUCGGAGACGGCGCUUCUUCAGAUAUCAGCGGUUUGCCGCAAAAUGGCCGCGGAAACUUCCAGAACCAACCAAACGCUGCUGGUGGCAAUGCUAAUAACCAAAGAAAUCUGGGCACAGGAGCUGGUCUCUUGAACGAUCCCAGUGCCAAUCCUACAGGAGGUCAGAACACGGGAUUGGGUAGUGUCAAUGGGCCGGGAAGCAAUUUUGGCCCCAACUCUGCCAUUGGAGGAAAUGCCAACAGUCCUAAUAGUGGCUUCAAUUCCGGAGGUGGAAUUGGCAACCAGGAGGCGGAUUUGGCAACCAAGCAGGAGGUGGAUUUGGCAACCAAGCAGGAGGCGGAUUUGGCAACCAAGCAGGAGGUGGAAUUGGCAACCAAGCAGGAGGUGGAAUUGGCAACCAAGCAGGUGGAAUUGGCAACCAAGCAGGAGGCGGAUUUGGCAGCCAAGCAGGAGUUGGAAGAGGCAACGAACCUGGAGGUGGAAUUGGUAACCUACCUGGGGGAGACUUCGGCAAUCAACCUGGAGGUGGAUUCGGCAACCUAA
Messenger RNA from Penaeus monodon (black tiger shrimp), 2622 nucleotides. RefSeq lists its product as uncharacterized. NCBI's taxonomy places the organism in Eukaryota, Metazoa, Arthropoda, Malacostraca, Decapoda, Penaeidae. The record is from RefSeq and is a predicted model, not a curated record. The transcript is spliced from 5 exons. Bases 541 to 2622 code for a protein of 693 amino acids.